AUGAACCCCACCACCACCACCACCUCCUCCAUCCUCUUCUUCCUCCUCUCCUCCCUCCUCAUUGGGGCUCUUUGCUCAUCACCAGGCCAUGGAGUACAAGUUUCUCAGCCAAACUUGCUUCUUCUAGAUAUGGGCCUUCAAUCCAAGGUGUGGAAAUGGAGGGAGAAGAGCACACGGAGAUUGAUGAUUGGAUCCAUCGCACCGACAUGCACGUAUAACGAGUGCAGGGGGUGUCGAUCCAAGUGCACGGCCGAGCAAGUCCCCGUCGACGCCAACGAUCCCAUGAACACUGCUUACCACUACAAGUGUGUGUGUCACAGAUGACCCAUUUUGAAUUCAAGUCCACGAAAAAAAAAAAAAAAUAGUUAGUGGUGUGUCCCGUGAGUUAUUACAUAGUUCAAUUGAUGAAGAGAGAUAUGUUAAUUUCUUCUUGAUUUUUCCCUUUGUUUUCCUUUCUUUUUGAGUAGUUUAUUAGUGCUUA
This is a messenger RNA of Ananas comosus (pineapple), 481 nucleotides long. Its product is annotated as EPIDERMAL PATTERNING FACTOR-like protein 9. Lineage: Eukaryota; Viridiplantae; Streptophyta; Magnoliopsida; Poales; Bromeliaceae. The transcript is spliced from 3 exons. The coding region runs from base 1 to 324 and encodes 107 amino acids. Gene Ontology annotation, biological process: positive regulation of stomatal complex development. The record is from RefSeq and is a predicted model, not a curated record.